AUGGGAGCCGCCCGCCUGCUGCCCAGCCUCACGCUGUGCCUGCAGCUGCUGAUUCUCUGCUGUCAAACUCAGGGGGAGAAUCACCCGUCUCCUAAUUUUAACCAGUACGUGAGGGACCAGGGUGCCAUGACCGACCAGCUGAGCCGGCGGCAGAUCCGCGAGUACCAGCUCUACAGCCGGACCAGCGGCAAACACGUGCAGGUCACUGGGCGUCGCAUCUCCGCCACCGCUGAGGACGGCAACAAGUUUGCCAAGCUCAUAGUGGAGACAGACACCUUCGGAAGCCGGGUGCGCAUCAAGGGAGCUGAGAGCGAGAAAUACAUCUGUAUGAACAAGAGGGGCAAGCUCAUCGGGAAGCCCAGCGGGAAGAGCAAAGACUGCGUGUUCACAGAGAUCGUGCUGGAGAACAACUACACAGCCUUCCAGAAUGCACGGCAUGAGGGCUGGUUCAUGGCCUUCACGCGGCAGGGCCGGCCCCGCCAGGCCUCCCGCAGCCGCCAGAACCAGCGAGAGGCUCACUUCAUCAAGCGCCUCUACCAGGGCCAGCUGCCUUUCCCCAACCACGCCGAGAGGCAGAAGCAGUUCGAGUUUGUGGGCUCAGCCCCCACCCGCCGGACCAAGCGCACUCGGAGGCCACAGCCCCUGACAUAG
Mesoplodon densirostris (Blainville's beaked whale) is the source of this 651-nucleotide messenger RNA. RefSeq names its product fibroblast growth factor 17 (gene FGF17). Gene Ontology annotation, molecular function: growth factor activity; type 1 fibroblast growth factor receptor binding; type 2 fibroblast growth factor receptor binding. Gene Ontology annotation, biological process: positive regulation of protein phosphorylation; fibroblast growth factor receptor signaling pathway; animal organ morphogenesis. NCBI's taxonomy places the organism in Eukaryota, Metazoa, Chordata, Mammalia, Artiodactyla, Ziphiidae. The transcript has 5 exons. The record is from RefSeq and is a predicted model, not a curated record. Bases 1 to 651 code for a protein of 216 amino acids. Gene Ontology annotation, cellular component: cytoplasm.